AUGGCCAAUUUUAAUGAAGAUAAGAAACAAAAAGUUUUAACAGAAGUGAAAAGUUUGGCAAAACUGGACUCAAAUUUUGUGGUCAAAUAUUACAACUCAUGGCUUGAGUUCAAUCAUCUCUUCAUUCAAAUGGAGUUCUGUUCACAAAAUCUCAAAUCUGUUCUCAAAGACAAACCCAUUGUCUUCGAGAGACAACCGGAAGAAGAGAUGAAUGUCUUUGAGUUUUUUAUUUCAUGCGAAAUAUUCAAAAAAAUCUUAGAGAGUGUUGAAUAUCUGCACUCAUCUGAUCCGCCAGUCAUUCAUCGGGAUCUCAAACCCGACAACAUAUUAAUUGAUCCCAACUUUAAGUGCAAUCGUUGUGUAAAACUAUGCGACUUUGGUUUGGCUACAGUUCACGACCCGAAACGACACACUGAGAGCCGUUACGAGCACUCAGUUUGCGGUACUUUUGGAUAUAUGGCUCCGGAAGUGAUUUUAGGCAAAAAAUAUAAUCACAAAUCAGAUAUUUAUAGCUUACAUAUCAUCGCCGAGAAGUUGUUUAAUAUUGAUCUCCAGGGUUCCCAAUCAUUUGAAGCUAAAGAAUCGGCGAUUAAGACAUCGAUGCUAUGUCUGUAUCACAUAAUUCAGGAAAUGAUGGCAACUGUUUAUAGACUAAGGCCUGAGUGUCGGGAAGUGUUGGCCAAACACAACGAGUGGUCCAUUGAUAGGACUCUUAUCACUAAUCAUUUGGAUUUCAAUAAAUAUUUGUGA
This is a messenger RNA of Medioppia subpectinata, 750 nucleotides long. The record is from the annotation of a GenBank genome assembly. NCBI's taxonomy places the organism in Eukaryota, Metazoa, Arthropoda, Arachnida, Sarcoptiformes, Oppiidae.